GGGAGUAAUAAGAAACACAAAUUCCCAUUAAAAUAGAAGCCGAAAAGCAAAGCUUCCAAAUUCGCAUCAAUGGCCACCAACAGCUCCACUCCACGCGCUCGCCCUCAGUACUUCCCCCAUCACAUUCCUGACCCCUCCUACGUCCGCAUCCUGGACACCACCCUCCGCGACGGAGAGCAGUCGCCCGGCGCCACCAUGACCUCUCAGGAGAAGCUCCGCAUCGCGCGGCAGCUGGCCAACCUGGGCGUCGACGUCAUUCAGCCGGGCUUCCCCUCUGCCUCUGACGACGACUUCAUGGCCGUCAAAAUGAUCGCUCAAGAGGUCGGCAACACCGCCGGUCACGACGGACACGUCCCCGUCAUUGCUGGCUUCUGCAGGUUCGUCAAGCGUGGUCGCAUGUCUCGUCUCUCAGAUAACUAUUCAGAGCAUCGAUGUCACUCUUUUUGUUUUUCAGAUGUCAACAAUGCAUUCCUCAACGAUGAUUUGCAAGAAGAGAUUUCCAUUGAGCAAUCUCCCAGAAUUGUUGCUCAAGGGAGUCUUUCUGGGUUGAUAUUUCGUCUUCUAUGUUGUCUUCCAAAUCAUUCAAAACUUGGUGUCACUCAAGUGUAG
Molecule: messenger RNA, 609 nt
Organism: Vigna umbellata (rice bean)
Lineage: Eukaryota; Viridiplantae; Streptophyta; Magnoliopsida; Fabales; Fabaceae
Source: RefSeq, a predicted model, not a curated record